GGCUGGAUGGAGGUGUCAACAUUUGAAAGCUGUUGUCUGGAGCCCAAGAAGAGCAGAAGGAUUUUGGUAGUGAGAGAUCAUAGUUACACUCUCCUCUUCAGCUGCAUUUUCAACUCAAGACUUCACACUCCUUUGCAGGAAAACUAGAUAGUCUGCAUCUCAUUCUCUGAGUUCAUCCUCUAAGUUUCCUGCUGAAGUUUGUGUGACUUUUCCCUGGGCUGCUGACACUGAGCAAAUAGUCUUUUCUUUAACAGUUCACUUUGGAUAUACCUUCCCCAUUUAUUUGGAAAAGGGUUUGCAGAAGGUGGAAAAAUGUCACCUGAUUCACUGUGAAUUUUUUUAAAAUUUCCCCACCCCCUAAACUCACAGACCGCCCACCGCAGACAGCUAAGACCCCCUUAAAGAUUUAAAGAGAGACUGCAUUGGGAGGCUGACGUUCAUUCAAUAGAGCGAUCAUAAUCAGAGCCCACAGUCCUGUGUACUAUCUCCUCUCAAUCAUCUCUCCAUCCACUUUGAGAUCGCUCCUUUCACUGUCUGGACCCAGGAGGAUGUUAUACCAGAUAUUUCACCCAAGCAUGCUUUUUCUUCUGACUAUCUCUAUGUGUCACUUCAUGGAAGAUCACACAGCUCAGGCUGGCAAUUGUUGGCUUCAGCAGUCGAAGAAUGGUCGGUGCCAGGUUCUCUACAGGACUGAUCUGAGCAAAGAAGAAUGCUGCAAGACUGGCAGGCUGGGCACAUCAUGGACAGAGGAAGAUGUACCCAACAGUACCCUUUUCAAGUGGUUGAUAUUUAACGGCGGGGCCCCACACUGCAUACCGUGCAAAGAAACGUGCGAGAACGUGGAUUGUGGGCUUGGAAAAAAGUGUAAAAUGAAUAAAAAGAAUAAACCAAGAUGUGUAUGUGCCCCGGAUUGCUCCAACAUCACAUGGAAAGGACCUGUGUGCGGAUUAGAUGGAAAAACCUAUAAGGACGAAUGUGCUCUCCUAAAGGCAAAAUGCAGAAGCAUCCCAGAGCUGGAUGUGCAGUACCAAGGGAAAUGCAAAAAGACCUGCAGAGAUGUACUAUGUCCAGGAAGUUCCACGUGUGUUGUGGAUCAAACCAAUAAUGCUUACUGUGUAACAUGUAACCGCAUUUGUCCGGAGCCCACCUCACCUGAGCAAUAUCUUUGUGGGAAUGAUGGAAUAACCUAUGCCAGCGCAUGUCAUCUGAGGAAGGCCACCUGCCUGCUGGGUAAAUCCAUUGGAUUGGCCUAUGAGGGAAAAUGCAUAAAGGCCAAAUCUUGCGAGGACAUCCAGUGCAAUGCUGGGAAGAAGUGCCUGUGGGACAGUAGAGUUGGCAGAGGUCGCUGUGCCCUUUGUGAUGAACUGUGCGCAGAUAGUAAAUCUGAUGACUCAGUGUGUGCCAGCGAUAACACCACUUACCCAAGCGAGUGUGCCAUGAAGCACGCUGCCUGCUCCUUGGGAGUACUUUUGGAAGUCAAACACAGCGGAUCUUGCAACUCCAUUAAUGAAGAUACGGAGGAGGAAGAUGAAGAAGAGGACCCGGAUUACAGCUUUCCUUUAUCUCCAGUCCACUGGUAAACCUCCAAAAUUGUUGGAACAGCCCUUGGGCAAGAAAUUAUGUCCAUAAUGUAUAUAAGUGUAUGCUUAUUUAUUUUGGGAAAAAAGUAUACAUAUAGUUGAGUCUUGGUAGACAUUUAUUUAUACUGUGUCAUGUUUUAUAAUUUAUACAUACAAUGUCUGUUUUGACUGUACACCUUGUUUUGAAGAAAAUAUAUUCGUCAAAGGAAGAACAGUGUUUAUUUAUUGUGAGAUAUCUUUCCUUGUACAGUAAAGUUUUUCUUGUAAAUCCAUUCCUAUAGCUGGUCCAUUACUGUCCAUUCUUAGGUGUUUAUUUACUUUACAGUUAGUUGUGGCAAGUAGACAACAGGUUUGAAAACUGUAAAACAAACUAGCUGCUUAAGAAAAAAAAAAUCUCAAUUUUAGUCGUUAGAUUUUUUUUUUUCUCUACUUCGCUGUUUCGGUGUAAAUAUUGCAAGCUGGUUUGUCAACUCGCUGUUUAGUGAAUGGACUCAUAAGUCAUUAAUUUUAUACUGCUUUUUCUUCAACACACUUGCAUGUCAGUUUCCGUGUUUUAUUUAUUUUUUUUCUAGUUCUGUACAUAUAUCUUUUGGAUUUUGUUUACAAGAAAUUUAGACUGACCAAAAACAUAUUUCAUUAGAGCUAUACUACUAAAAGAAAUGCAAGGUUUUUAGUAAAAUAUUCUCCCAUUCCAAUUAUUCUAUUCAGUUCACAUGAUUUGGCAACGAGGACAUAUUAUUGUAAUUUAUAAAGAGUCUGCAUAUUCCAUGGAUUAAUCAUUGGAGAGAGAGCCCGGCGACUGCCUAGGGUUUAUUGAUGGUAUUAGCAGUAUAGAGAUAUUUGUGGAUUUCAUCCAGUUAACUCAAUCCAAUGCAAAGCUAUUUGUUGUGAAAUAUAGCAUCACAUUAUCAGUUCAAGUUUCUUGCUUUCCAUAAUACAAACUUUUUUUUUUCUUUCUCUCUGAUUCAAUUUUAUAUUUUCAAACAUGGCAAGUUAAAUAUAAAUUCAUUUAAAUAUAUAGUUUUGUACUUUUUUUACCAUGUAAAUGUGCAAUGUAUAUAAAAUAUAAU
Pelobates fuscus (common spadefoot toad) is the source of this 2650-nucleotide messenger RNA. It is a transcript of the gene FST, whose product is annotated as follistatin. The transcript is spliced from 6 exons. Gene Ontology annotation, molecular function: activin binding; protein binding. The record is from RefSeq and is a predicted model, not a curated record. Gene Ontology annotation, biological process: regulation of BMP signaling pathway; negative regulation of activin receptor signaling pathway; multicellular organism development. NCBI's taxonomy places the organism in Eukaryota, Metazoa, Chordata, Amphibia, Anura, Pelobatidae. Bases 549 to 1580 code for a protein of 343 amino acids.